This is a messenger RNA of Heterotrigona itama, 2903 nucleotides long. The record is from the annotation of a GenBank genome assembly. Lineage: Eukaryota; Metazoa; Arthropoda; Insecta; Hymenoptera; Apidae.
UUUAUAUCUAGUUUGUUAGUGUCCACCGCUCGUUAGAUGACAAGUUAGCGUAACGUUAGUGAUUGUACAUUUUGGAGUGGCUAGAUCGGUAGUGGAUAGUAAGUAGUAGUAGUGUGAAACGUGUUUGUCAUCGUUGUGUGUCAUUGCAGGGAAUGUGUGACAUGUUCAUCCAAACACAGCAGGCGAGUAGCGUCAACGGCAGCAGCAGCAGCAGCAGCAGCAGCAGUAACAACACCGUUCACCACCACAGCAAGAAACGCAAGUUGGAGUACAACGUGAGUCAGCCGGUGAUCCAACACGCAUUGGUCCAAUCGACCGGCGACUACCAAUUAGACAAUACCGGUCUACAACAACGGUACUCCGUGAACGGUGCUAAUACCGCAUUUAGCUCGCUGCACAACAAUAAUGCGCUGCAGAAGAGUAGCCCGAACCAACAGACCCUGGUACGAGCCUCGACGAUCAAGCUCUUAGACACGUACCAACGUUGCGGCCAGAAGAGAAAAACUUGGUCGAGGGAGGGUAAUGGUGACGGCCUGGCAGUCCACUCCGCCAACGCGACGAACGCAGUGGGUAGUACUGUAGUGUCGCAGCACCAUACUCAACAGCAACAGCAGCAGCUGCAACAACAACAGCAGCAGCAGCAGCAGCAGCAACAACAACAACAACAACAACAACAACAACAGCAGCAGCAGCACAAGCAGACAGGCAUGACGGCCCAUAGCAAACAGGUGACUAACGCUGCCAAUGGAGGCGGUGGCAGCAACCCUCAAGGAGACGGAGAUUAUCAGUUGGUACAGCACGAGGUUCUUUAUUCUAUGACUAAUCAGUACGAAGUCCUCGAGUUUUUGGGCAGAGGUACUUUCGGACAGGUCUCCAUCCUGUCUCGACUCAGCCAGGAGAAUGCGGAUGAGUUCAACUUUGUGCGCGCUUAUGAGUGCUUUCAGCACAAAUCCCACACCUGUUUGGUCUUCGAGAUGCUAGAACAGAAUCUGUAUGAUUUCCUGAAACAGAACAAAUUUUCACCUCUACCGCUCAAAUACAUCAGACCGAUUCUCCAACAAGUACUCACCGCUCUUUUGAAACUGAAGCAAUUGGGCUUGAUCCACGCUGACCUUAAGCCGGAAAACAUUAUGUUGGUGGAUCCAGUUCGUCAGCCAUAUCGUGUGAAAGUUAUUGAUUUUGGGUCAGCCUCCCACGUGUCGAAAGCUGUCUGCAACACGUAUUUGCAAUCGCGAUACUACCGUGCACCCGAAAUUAUACUUGGACUUCCAUAUUGUGAAGCAAUAGAUAUGUGGUCGCUCGGCUGUGUGGUUGCGGAAUUGUUUUUAGGAUGGCCUCUAUAUCCUGGUAGUUCAGAAUACGAUCAGAUUCGAUACAUAAGUCAGACACAAGGCCUACCAACGGAACACAUGUUGAACAAUGCCAGCAAAACAACAAAAUUCUUCUACAGAGACAUGGACAGCACGUAUCCAUUUUGGCGCUUGAAAACACCGGAAGAGCACGAGGCUGAAACUGGUAUCAAAUCAAAGGAAGCGAGAAAGUAUAUUUUUAACUGUCUCGAUGAUAUUGGUCAAGUCAAUGUACCGACUGAUUUGGAGGGUGGUCAACUUCUGGCAGAGAAAGCAGAUAGAAGAGAGUUCAUUGACCUCUUGAAGAGGAUGCUCACAAUGGACCAGGAGCGUCGUAUAACACCUGGGGAGGCUUUGAACCAUGCCUUUGUUACGCUGGCCCACUUGAUCGAUUACGCACAUUGUAACAAUGUUAAAGCUUCCGUCCAAAUGAUGGAGGUUUGCCGACGAGCCGGCGACUUCACUGCAAGUCCAGCGCAUCACCAAGCUCCUCCAGCACCUCAACCACCUCCACCGACGUCGUUGGUAGCUAACUUUGUGCCGACGACGAACGGUAGUGCCGUAACUUUUACCUUCAACAAUCAGUUGACAAACCGAUUGGUCAGAGAGCAUCGGACACAAACAGGAUAUGACAAUCUGUAUCAAAUAUACAGCAACAGUAGUCGUCGUGCGACUCAGUACAGUAGCUCGUCUAGUGGAUCAAAUAGUGGACGGAGUGGAGUGCACGAUUUUCCGCAUCAAUUGGUGCCUGGUCUGCUAUGCCAUCCACCCAGUUAUCAGACGAUGCCAAGUCCUGCGAAACACGUUGUUGUUGCCCAACCUCCACAAGCGCAACAAGGUCCGUUACAAAUCCAACCAUCGAUCAUAUCGCAGCAGGCUGUUGCUGCUGCGGCUGCGGCUGCUCAACAACAGUAUGCAGCGGUUCCCGUGUCUAUGGUGGAAACUGGACGACAAAUGUUAUUAACCAAUGCUGUGCAAACUUCGUGGCCGGGUGGAAGUCGUCAAAUGGCUGCUAUCGUACCAUCUUGGCAGCAGUUGCCACCGCAACAUGCAGCCAUACAGCAGCCAUUGUUGAGCGAUGCUGGAGAUUGGGGAAGACCUCUCAUUGUCGACAGUUCUGCUAUUCUGCAGGAUCAGCGGCCAGUAUUUCCUGUCACGGAAGUAUACAAUACUAGCGCCCUCGUUGAACAUCCUCCUCAAGGUUGGGGCAAGCGUAGCGUUACGAAACAUCAUCAACAUCAUGUGACGGUACCUCAGCAGUCUCAGCACAGGCACGAGCAUAAGAAAGAAACGCAACAAUUGAGCCCGGUGAAAAAGAGGGUAAAGGAAAGCACACCACCGAGCAACAUGAGACGGCAUUCACCUUCGAACGGUCAUUGGCAACAGCAGUCCAUGCAGCAACAUCAUCACAGCAGCAAACACAGCAGUAGUCAUAACGUGGAACACCAUCAAGUCACAUCUGGCCGGCAGCAAACUAUUACAAUUCACGAUACACCAUCACCAGCAGUUUCUGUUAUCACGAUCAGUGAUAGCGAAGACGAAACACCGGGCAAA